Ciona intestinalis (vase tunicate) is the source of this 3178-nucleotide messenger RNA. Lineage: Eukaryota; Metazoa; Chordata; Ascidiacea; Phlebobranchia; Cionidae. The record is from RefSeq and is a predicted model, not a curated record.
UGAAGGACAUGUUAGUUAAAAAAAAGUUUGUUUUAUUUUUGACAUGAAGUUUUCUUUGCACAACGAAGAAACCGACAUUUAGAAACUGGAUUAUUAUGGAUAUUAUUGUAACGGUACUUCUUGUCGGAUCGCUGAUACAGCUUGCUAAAACAGAGAACAUUACAACGACCGAAAUGCCAGAAAUUGAAGGAUGUCGUUAUUUGGAUGCCUAUUCAGUUGAUUGCUGGUGGAAACUACCAAGUACAAAUAAGCAUACAGUAUACAGGUUGUCAUAUAUUCUACACUCGGACCCGAUCUCGUUCAAAGGUUUUCAUAAUUGUGAGCCAACACAUAGGACAGUCAACUCCAAUGGUGACAUCAUAGAGCAUUGUGAGAUCACUGACGGAGCUCGUCCGUACAGCAGACUUAAGAUAUUUUUAACUGUUCAAUGCAACCAGAACAUAAGCUGUUCGAACGCCACAAGUACGCCAGUGGAUUUUUUCUGCGACCCGAACAACGUUCUACUGCAUGUUCCACCACGCGAUUUCCACUUGGAAGUAGGUAGCCAGCAGUUAACAUGGUCGCAGCCGGACAGAGAUAAUUCUCUACUAAGUUUUGUAAUGAAGAUUGCAAAAAGCGCAAGGUACAAGCUUGUGUAUACCAAAUGGACGGGAAGGGAACCUAACCAUUCAAUAAAUAAUUGGAAGGUUUGGUACAUCGGCAACGCAACCAGCUUCUACUUGCCUACCCUUGUACCAGGAGCCCAUUACGAAACUAAGAUAUAUGCGGCGUUAGUUGGUAAACAUGAAAAGCUGGGCAAUGAAGUUUGGGGUCCUCCGUCAAACACAAUCAAAUUUACAGCCCCACGACUGACCAUAAAACACGUGGAACCAGAUUCGACCACAGCCACUUCAACUUCAUACCGGCAUACCACAGGUCCUGGAACGGCCUUGCCGACAAAGUUCGCCGAAAGUACAUUAACACAGACCGUCUCCGUGACAGUGACCCUCCUUUUCCUCGUAGCUUUAGCAUCCGUGCUUGCUUACUAUCUGGUGUACAAGAAGUACUGCUGCUGUUGCCCGAACCGAGUUAAAAUCCCCAGGCCUUUGCUGAUGAUUGAGCUCGAGACUCUCAGAGUACAAGACUCGCAACAGCAGGGCGACGGCGACAGUGUGCAUGAUAUUCCUGACGAGAUACCAAUGACGUCACUCCUCGUUCCUAAAAACAACGUGUCCAACGGUGACGUCACGAAUCACUAUAGCAACCACACCACUCACAGUCUGCGACUGCAUGUGGAAAACGAAAAACACAACACCGGCGGAAGACAACGAAAAGCCUCGGUGCCUGAUAGUGACGUAACGAAUGACGUCAGCAGCAAUGACAUCGAAGAAUCGGAAAAGAUUGACCCAAACGGCAACAGAACUGAACUGGGGCCAAGACUAACUGUUGGGUUUCUACCCCACGAACCCGCAUCGGGUGACGUAUACGGGGAAAACCCUUCAAGUCCCACGAGCCCUACUAGCCCGACAAGGAACGGUUUAAACGCACCAAGUGCACCAAGUGUGCCUGGUACAAGCGGUGGCAGAACUCUUAGCUCUAUGGGAGAGAAGAUGUUGGGCUUUUCCAACGGCGACCAUUUUACAUCGGAAACAACAAGAUAUAAUGUUCCAAAAAACUUCGAAAUAAACCCGGGAUGCACUAAAAGCGAUACUGGAGAUGGAGGCGUCACAGAAACUCGACUAAGUUAUAACACAAGCGACCAGACGAUGGAUUACGUCAUCGAGGACAGUCUGCAUGGUCAGUUCGGUAGUUUUGAUGAAAAACAACGGCAGUGGAACGACCAUUCUGUUACUGGAAAGAGAACUCCGCUACCGGAUUACGUGAAGCAUAGUUCUGGUGGGACAGCAGUUGCUCCGAUCACCUUAAACCUCUACAGGGCAACUGAGGUUCAGCGACUACCGCUAAAGACUGUAUACUGCAAUGAUGACGACCCCGGACAUAAUUGCCAAUGCAUUGCGUCGCUGGAAGGUGUAGAGAAAUCGAUCCAGCUUCUACUCAAAGCCACAUGUCCUUUAUGUGAUAAACCAGUACAUCUGCGCAUUGAAGAUUGCGAGAACAAUGCUGAAGAUGACCACGCGGCCAGAAGAGAGUCGUCGUCAUCGCGGAACUCCGUAGAUUCUGGUUACAGCCCUGAUUCUCCGAUGACGCUUUGAUAAUUGAUUACAAGAAACUAUAUUGCUCGAAAAAGUGAUGAACGCUUUGCGACGGUGUGUGGUGAAAGUGCCACAGUCGAUGGGAAGUCUAGUUGAUACUUAAGGUUUACAUGAACUACAUAAACCUUUGUGGAAGCCGCUGGCGAAAAGUUUCAUCCCUGACAGGGCAACCCGCCCCCGUCAUCUGUUCCUUUUUAAUCAAAAGUUUCAAUUGUUAUUUUGUUUCUUUCGCGCGCUUCUCUUCCAAUUUACAAAGACGUCCACUGUUCUGAAACCAGGCGCUAACUUCUGCGGCUGGGGAUGCGCAUGAACUCUCCUCCAAGCUGGAAUUAAUUAUUAAGUCUUAACGAAAUCGGCUUACUGUACGGACAGGAAUAAUUCAUAAUUAUUUUCUAGAGCGCUAGCCUGAUAACUUUGGAUGCCACAAAUCUGCUAGUAAUUCCUAACCAAUGUCCCGAAAUUAAGCAGAAUUCGAAAACAUUCCGUUCGUUUGUUUAGGUAUUUGAGCGCUUCUAUAUCGUGGAACGACUGUCGCGUGUUUUGAUGCGGUGUCAACUAAUCUGACCGCGAGUACACACUGCGUGUUUAAGUUAAUUUUUAUUCGGCUCACUGUAUAUACAAACAGAGGGUUAUAGUGCAUUGGAACGCCGUCGUCUAAUCACUAUUGUAAAUUCGGCGAAUGAGCAAAGGUAUUCGGUGAGGCAGCUUCGUACGCCUCGGGCGAGCUGUGCCGCUGUUAGAUAAACACGGCGCAUGUUCAACAAUUAUACCGAUGGCUCUACUUGCACAGGAAAACUUAUGUAGCUGGAAUUCGUUCUGGUUUCGCGCACGAAUUACAUCUGAUGAUAUAUGUGGGUCCGCUUUUUGCUUUUACCUAUCGCCUAUAUACCCUUUAUAACAUAGAGCCAAACGUACAUGAAUUUUUCGUGAACUAAUGGAUAGAGCAUUGGUACUGAUUGUAUAAUAAACGAAAUCCUUCCAGCAAA